Molecule: messenger RNA, 669 nt
Organism: Ctenocephalides felis (cat flea)
Lineage: Eukaryota; Metazoa; Arthropoda; Insecta; Siphonaptera; Pulicidae
Gene: Aps
Product: diphosphoinositol polyphosphate phosphohydrolase 1
Exons: 4
Coding region: 174-632 (152 amino acids)
Biological process (GO): diphosphoinositol polyphosphate metabolic process; diadenosine hexaphosphate catabolic process; adenosine 5'-(hexahydrogen pentaphosphate) catabolic process
Cellular component (GO): nucleus; cytoplasm
Molecular function (GO): bis(5'-adenosyl)-pentaphosphatase activity; bis(5'-adenosyl)-hexaphosphatase activity; endopolyphosphatase activity
Source: RefSeq, a predicted model, not a curated record
AUAAUAUAUAGAUAUGUUAUUGAAAGUAUCAAGUACUAUAUUUUAUUAAAUCAUGGCUGCCGUAUCUUAAAUGUUAAAUAAUUCACCGUUUAUUGGUGAUUCUUUAAUUUAGUCAUUGAAAAAUAUAUUUUUGUUAAAUAUAUUAUCAUAUAUCAUAAGUUUACUUGUUAAAAAUGGUCAAAGAAAAGCCAAAUUCGAUUAGGAUAUAUGAUGAUGAAGGCUUUCGAAGGAGAGCUGCUUGUAUUUGCGUGCGGUCCGAAGCCGAAGUUGAGGUAUUGCUUGUAACAUCGUCAAGACAUCCCGACUUGUGGAUUGUCCCAGGAGGGGGCGUGGAACCAGAGGAAGAACCUUCUGUAACUGCCUUGCGUGAGGUAUUAGAAGAAGCGGGCGUAGUUGGAAAGUUAGGACGGAGUCUGGGUGUUUUUGAGAAUCGGGAACAUAUGCACAGGACUGAAGUAUUUGUAAUGACAGUAACUCAUGAACUUGCAGAAUGGGAAGACUCACGGUCAAUAGGACGUAAGCGACAAUGGUUCUCAAUAGAUGAAGCAUUGGUUCAGCUUGAAUUGCAUAAACCGACUCAAAGACAUUACCUUCAAGAACUUAGACAUACAAAACAAGCUGCUAUCGCUUAAUUUCUCAUCUAGAGUAUAUUUAUUAUAACAGCACUCA